Molecule: messenger RNA, 789 nt
Organism: Vicia villosa (hairy vetch)
Lineage: Eukaryota; Viridiplantae; Streptophyta; Magnoliopsida; Fabales; Fabaceae
Exons: 2
Coding region: 58-489 (143 amino acids)
Source: RefSeq, a predicted model, not a curated record
CUCAACAUUUCAAAAGCACAAACAACAAGCAAACAAACAUCACCACAAAACCAAACAAUGGCCUCUGCUCAAUGCUACAAAACCUGUGAACAAACCUGCCAACAGAAAACCCACCACCACCAGCAACAACAUAGCUCAAUCGGACAGAAGGUAACUGGCCUGUUCAAAGGCCACCACAAUGAUGGAACACAAACCAAAACCGAAUACUAUAGCGAGACAGAUGUGAUUUACCAACCAGGAUAUGUUGCCAAAAAUCAAAGUAACACAUGCACCGGAACACGUCACAAUCACAAUCACGCCGCUACUGGCACCACCGUUGUUACCGGCACCACUGUGGCAAAAUGCCAAGGAAGAAAUAGGAAAGAGAAGAGAAACAUGUUCCAGAAGAUCAAGGAUGGUAUAUCAGGUCACAGCAGUGACAGUGGCAGUAGCAGUGAUGAGUGUGACAGCGACAAUGAAAACCGUCGCAGCAGAAAGAAUUGCAAUUGAGGAGCAGCUAUACUGAAAAUAAAUUGGAGUUUGGGGAUGGAAGUAUUCAACUCAAAGUUCAAUAUAAUGUGUGUGGUGAUGGUUGGCAAGUAUGAAUAAAUUGGCAACAAUAAAGUAUAAGUAAUAGCAAAAACUCCUAAAUAAAGUAUCUUUAAAAUAAAAAUGAGGGUAUGUGUGAAAUUAAGCCAAUGUGCUUUGCUUAUGGUGCCAGUGUUAGUUUGAGACAAACCAAAAACAGAUGCAUGUAAUGUACUUGAUCGAUGUUUAUGUAUGAAUAAAACUGUAUUGUGAUGGUUAAAA